AUGACGACCGAAACUGAAUCCCCCAUAAGAGCGAUAGCUAUGGAUGCGUUGGCCAUAUUCUUCCCCUGUGGCCAUCGCUUCAUCGAAGACGUUCCAAAACCCCCAGAGUUCGACAAGGAAUCCCGAUAUAAUCUAUCCUGCCCGGCCUGCGUUUCUCACAAGUGUGUAUCCUGUGGAAGCGAUUUUUCCGGCGACGAUACUUCCUGCUUCAAAUGUUUCCGAUUUUGCUACUUGGAAGUAGUGGCUAUAAAUACUCUCCGCACAUACAAGGAUCCUAACAUUGAUGCCAUCUUUUUUGAACAAGGGAUCAUCGUAGCCCCUGAUACGAAGGACGAAACGUCGUUCAUCGCCAACUCGACUGAGGACGUGCGUGUAGGGCCUGGGUAUGUACAGUUUAACGGUGUGGAGAACGGGGACGGAGACGUCUGGAUGAUUCAAAAUGUGAAGGUGCAUUUCUCUGACGUCUCGGAUCCGGAAACUGACAAAAUGACGACAAAGAUGGACCACACUAGCAUGAAUGAGAUUGUUUAA
Molecule: messenger RNA, 531 nt
Organism: Hypoxylon fragiforme
Lineage: Eukaryota; Fungi; Ascomycota; Sordariomycetes; Xylariales; Hypoxylaceae
Exons: 1
Coding region: 1-531 (176 amino acids)
Source: RefSeq, a predicted model, not a curated record